This is a messenger RNA of Arachis stenosperma, 1245 nucleotides long. RefSeq lists its product as uncharacterized. The record is from RefSeq and is a predicted model, not a curated record. Gene Ontology annotation, molecular function: DNA helicase activity. The transcript is spliced from 3 exons. NCBI's taxonomy places the organism in Eukaryota, Viridiplantae, Streptophyta, Magnoliopsida, Fabales, Fabaceae. Gene Ontology annotation, biological process: DNA repair; telomere maintenance. Bases 1 to 1245 code for a protein of 414 amino acids.
AUGUCAGAUGAUGAGAUUAAGCAGUUGUGCUUAGUGGAUAUAGACAAGAUCUUACAUUGCUAUGGUAAAAUCUUGAAAGACUAUCCUCCUAUGCCUUUAGCAACUAAAGGUGAUAGUUCUUUGUUAACCGAAAGGGUUAUUAGGGAAGAGCUAAACUUUAGUAGGGAUGAUUUUAAAAAAAAUGCCUCAAACAUGUUAGCCAUCGCAACACCUGAGCAGAGAUAUGCAUUUGAUAAAAUUGUUACAGCUGUGUAUUGUGAUGAAGGGGUUUUUUUCUUUGUAUGUGGUCAUGGGGGUACUGAAAAAAUAUUUCUUUGGAACCUUAUGUCUGUUGAGAUUCGCUCAAGAGGUGAUAUAGUGUUAAACGUUGCUUUGAGUGGUAUUGCAUCUUUACUUCUUCCCAAUGGAAGAACGGCACACUCAAGGCUCAAAAUACCGCUGAAUAUAACUGAGGAUUUUGUAUGUAACAUCAAACCUAGUUUUCCUCAAGCAAUGUUGCUGUUAAAAGCCAAACUUAUAAUUUGGGAUGAGACUCUAAUGGUAGAGACUUUAGAUAAAUUUUUCCUGUCAUUCUACGAGGAUCGAGACAAGAUAUCGUCAUUCAACCAUGAAUUCAUCUUACCUUUAGAAGUUUUGUCAGGUGACAAUAUGGAUGGUGAAUCUGAGAUAUGUCUUCCAGGAGAUAUUGUUAUUCCUUCUUUGGACCAGGCAUUUGAUGAGUUGGUUCAUUUUUCUUAUUCAAAUAUUUUAGAAAACAUGUCCUCAAAGGAUUUUUUCAAAGCAAGAACUAUACUGGCUCCCACGCUAGACAUAGUUGAAAAGAUCAACAACCAUCUGAUGGUUAUCAUUCCUGGAGGGGAAAAAUUAUAUCUUAGUUUGGAUUCCAUUCGUAUGGAUGAAGGGAAUAUAGAGAGUCAACUAGAUCUCUAUGGUCCUGAAUUACUGAAUAGCAUAAAUUACUCUGGUUUGCCUCCACAUAAAUUAAUACUCAAGGUUGGUGUUUCGGUGAUGUUACUGAGAAAUAUUGACCGAUCCAGUGGUCUUUAUAAUGGUACAAGGCUACAAGUAAGGAAGCUUGAAAACCAUGUCAUAGAAUGUGAAGUCUUAACGGGUAACAAUAUUGGUCAUAUUGCCUUUAUUCCAAGAAUGAAUAUGGUACCAACAAAUGAAACCGUCCCAAUUAGAUUCCAACGAAGACAGUUUUCCAUAAUAGUAUCGUUUGCUAUGACAAUUAAUAAGUCUUAG